Molecule: messenger RNA, 1935 nt
Organism: Magallana angulata
Lineage: Eukaryota; Metazoa; Mollusca; Bivalvia; Ostreida; Ostreidae
Product: actin nucleation-promoting factor WASL-like
Exons: 10
Coding region: 86-1579 (497 amino acids)
Biological process (GO): actin filament polymerization
Cellular component (GO): cytoplasm; actin filament
Molecular function (GO): microtubule binding; actin binding
Source: RefSeq, a predicted model, not a curated record
UAGUACGUUAAAAGUCUGGCUUCCGGCUUACUUGCUUCCUGUGAAAGAAACAUCCCCCUUUUUUGAUAAAUUUACUCAAAAAAACAUGUCUGGAUCGAAGCAGAGACAGAAGAACGCCCCUUCGCUGCUUUUAAGAGAUGAUGAGAAUGAGUCUCUGUUUGCUCUGCUAGGCAGAGGAUGCAUGACCCUGGCUACAGGUGUAAUACAGUUAUACCUGGCUGAGGCUCCCAUGAGACAGCGAUGGGGUAAGAGGGUGACCGGGAUUGCAUGCUUCAUCAAGGACAACCCCAAAAGGUCAUACUUCAUCCGCGUCUAUGACCUUAAGUCAAGACAGUGUGUAUGGGAACAGGAGAUUUACAACCAGUUUCGAUACAAGUCACCUCGAGACUAUUUCCAUACUUUUGAAGCUGAGACUGCCCAAGCGGGAUUGAAUUUUGCCAGUGAAGAUGAGGCUGCCAAGUUCAAGACCAGCGUGGAGCAGAAGUUACUGGAGAGACACAAGAGACGUAUGGAGAAGAGGAACCAACAGAAGUCGCAGAACAUUCCGAGCACCCAGGCUAGGCAGGCCCAGGUCAACAUUGCUCCUGUAGAGCAACCUACUCCAGCUGCUCAGCCAAUCAGCAGUAUCAACAUUUCGACCGGAAGUAACACCGUGAAGGAAUCAAAGAAAAACAAGAAAGACAAGAAGAAGAAACUGACCAAGGAGGACAUCGGGACUCCCUCCAACUUCCGUCACGUCAAUCAUGUGGGCUGGGAUCCAGAAAAAGGAUUUGAGAUGGAGAAACUAGAUGAUGACAUGAAGAAUCUGUUCUACUCUGUCGGAAUCAGUGACAACGAUCAGGUGGACAAGGAAACCAUCGACUUUAUCUACGAUUUUGUGGAGAAGAAUGGCGGGAUUGAACAAGUGAAGAAAGAAAUGAUGAUCCGGCCUCCCCCUCCCCCACCGCCCUCAGCUCAACCUCCACCGCCCCCAUCAAGCCAACAACACAGGCCACCCCCUGGGCCCCCAUCUAUGCCCCCUAGGGGCCCACCCCCACCUCCUGCUAGACAACAGGCUCCCCCACCAACGAGGCCCAUGAAGACCAGUAUGGGGGCUCCCCCUCCCCCUCAGAGGGAGAGACAGCUCCCUCCCACCCCACCAUUCAAAGGUCCUUCUAGCCCCCCACCACCUCCAGUGGGUGUCCCUAAUGCACCACCCCCACCCCCGGCCCCAGCACCCCCUCCUCCUCCCCCUGCCCCGGGGGCUCCACCUCCACCCCCCAUGGGAGGAGGGGCCGGUAGGGGAGCUCUGUUGGAGUCCAUUAGGGAUGGGACCAGUCUGAAGAAGAGCACUCCCAAUGAGAGCAGAAGUUCCGGGGGAGACGCCAGAGACAACCUGUUGAAUGCCAUCAAGCAGGGGAAGAAUCUGAAACAUGUUGAGCACCAGGCCGAUUCUCGCCCAGCAGUGGUGGAGGAACAAGGGGGAAUUGUGGGAGCUCUGGCCAAGGCCUUGGCUAGUCGCAGCGCCCAGAUCCAGGGCUCGGACAACGAUUCUGAUGAAUCGGACAUCGACGAUGAUGAUGAUGAAUGGGACGAUUAAAUCAGUUACAGAAGAGGAUGCGGAAUAUUAUUAUUGACUUCUACAUGUAUAUUCUAGUUAUGCUACUGUACUGAACUAAUAGAUGGUGGAGCUUUCUUUACUUGAUAUGGCAAUAAUUGCAUAUUUGUUAAAUUCUCAACCUGCAUGUGCAGUUGGAACUGUUAAUCACUUAUUCAAAUAUUCCAGAUUACAGUGAUCAAUAUAAAAUAUUUAUUAAUGGAAUAUAUAAAUUUAUUUUCUGCUCUUUUUAAUAUGCUUGAUUUAUCCUAUUUAUUGUUAUGUUAUUUUUGGAAAGUUAUUAUACACUUUUUUCUUUUUCUGUAAUGCCUAUUCCCGAAUAAAUCUAAUGAAUUGAU